ACCUUUGAGCUCCGGACCGACGCAGACCAGAGCCAUGUCCUCUGGUAAGAACAAGAGCCAGACGUCUCUGGUCCUCCAUAAGGUGAUCAUGGUGGGCAGCGGCGGUGUGGGGAAGUCGGCGCUCACGCUGCAGUUCAUGUACGACGAGUUCGUGGAGGACUACGAGCCCACAAAGGCUGACAGCUACAGGAAGAAGGUGGUUCUGGAUGGGGAGGACGUCCAGAUCGACAUCUUGGACACGGCGGGUCAGGAGGACUACGCCGCCAUCAGGGACAACUACUUCCGCAGUGGAGAGGGCUUCCUGCUGGUCUUCUCCAUCACGGAGCUCGAGUCCUUCACGGCUACGUCCGAAUUCAGGGAGCAGAUCCUGCGUGUGAAGGAGGAGGAGGGCAUCCCGCUCCUCCUGGUGGGGAACAAAUCAGACCUGGAGGACCGCAGGAAAGUUUCUGUGGACGAGGCGGCGACCAAGGCCGGCGAGUGGGGUGUUCAGUACGUGGAGACUUCGGCUAAGACCCGGGCCAACGUGGACAAGGUGUUCUUCGACCUGAUGAGGGAGGUGCGGAAGAAGAAGAUGUCCGAGAGCAAAGAUAAAAACGGUGCGAGUGGGAAGAAGAAGAAGAAGCCGUGCUGCGUGCUCUGAACCUCUGAGGUUCUUCACAACGUUUUCUUCUUCAUGGCUUCCUGACGUCACGGUGUCUGAACCACCUGCAGCACCUUGUUCACAACCAAAGCUCACGAGUGAGAAAGAGAACGACUGUCAGCCGGCGCUGCAGGGAACACUUCUGUUCCCUGAUCCAACAGGAAGUUCACUGAACCCACACUAAAGUGGGCUUUUACUCUGAAAGGAGUUCCAC
This is a messenger RNA of Nematolebias whitei (Rio pearlfish), 854 nucleotides long. Its product is annotated as ras-related protein ralB-B. The transcript is spliced from 4 exons. NCBI's taxonomy places the organism in Eukaryota, Metazoa, Chordata, Actinopteri, Cyprinodontiformes, Rivulidae. The record is from RefSeq and is a predicted model, not a curated record. Gene Ontology annotation, molecular function: GTP binding; GDP binding; GTPase activity. Gene Ontology annotation, cellular component: plasma membrane. Bases 35 to 640 code for a protein of 201 amino acids. Gene Ontology annotation, biological process: Ras protein signal transduction.